This is a messenger RNA of Solea senegalensis (Senegalese sole), 1275 nucleotides long. Its product is annotated as odorant receptor 131-2-like. The record is from RefSeq and is a predicted model, not a curated record. The coding region runs from base 192 to 1103 and encodes 303 amino acids. Gene Ontology annotation, biological process: G protein-coupled receptor signaling pathway. Lineage: Eukaryota; Metazoa; Chordata; Actinopteri; Pleuronectiformes; Soleidae. Gene Ontology annotation, cellular component: membrane. Gene Ontology annotation, molecular function: G protein-coupled receptor activity. The transcript has a single exon.
GCUCAGCAGAAAACAUUGAUUGUGAACUGACUUUUGUGUCUUUUGCUUUAUUGUAUUUGAGACACUGAAAUGAUGCACAUGUUUUCAUCAUUACUUUUAACCAGUUGAUUAAAUAUGACAUUUAUUGAGCUCUUGAAUUAUUCUAAAUCUUUUGUUGGAGCUAAAUGACUCGUAACUGAAAAUCACAGUAAAUGGCAGCCAAUAACUCUUCAGUGCGCGUGAUCAAUGACAGGGUCAUUCUAGUUCAGGUUUUCAUAUCACUUUUCCUUUGCAUCAACUUUUUGCUGAUCACAGUCUUUUCCAUGAAGGAUUUCUUCUACUCAACCAUGCGCUACAUCUUCUUUGCACUGACUCUCAUGUCUGAUUGUGUGAUUUUAAUCCUGAGUGACUUUCUGCUAAUUUUAGCUUACUUUCACUUCACUAUACAUGUGUCAUUGUGCCUUAUUGUGUAUGUGGCUUUGUCUUUAUACGCUUUUGUCACUCCGGUGACUCUGACAGUGAUGACGCUGGAGCGCUUCGUUGCCAUUUGCAUGCCACUGAGACACGGAGAGCUGUGCUCCACACGCAGCGCUCUGCACUGCAUCCUCAUCAUUCAUGGCAUCAGCGCUCUGCCCUGCGUGGUUUUCCUCUCCAUCUUCUUUGCUUUUGCGAGCCACAGCUACUACACUCAGAGCGGUGAGUGCGCCGCACAGAAGUUCGUCCUCUACACCUGGCAGGGUCAUCUUAGGUCUGCAAUAAGUCAGUUUUACUUCCUGACCAUGGUUAUCGUUAUCAUGUUCUCAUACUUUAAAAUAAUGAAGGUGGCCAGAGCUGCAUCAGGACAGAACAGAAAGUCGACAUGGAAAGGCCUCAGAACUGUGGUUCUUCAUGGCUUUCAGCUGUUCCUCUGUCUUUUACAGCUGUGGUGUCCUUUCAUUGAAGCUGCUGUGCUUCAGAUUAACCUGGUGCUCUAUAUUAACGUCAGGUACUUUAACUACAUCAUGUUCAUUCUUUCUCCGAGGUGUUUGAGUCCUCUCAUUUAUGGGCUGAGGGAUGAAAAGUUCUCUGCUGCCCUGAGAAGCUUUUUUCUUUGUGGUUUGUAUAAGAAACAUUAUUCAAAUUAAUUUUGACUGACAAGUGAUAGCAACAAAAUAUAACAUGUCUGCCUCCCGUGAUAAUUUUUCAUUCAUCACUGUUACAAAAAUCUUGUGAUUGUGUCAACAUUAAGACCCAUUUCCUAUCCAUAUUCAUAAAAGUUAAUGCCUGUUUUGAUAAUAAAUGUUCUUAUAAGCCAGA